Nematolebias whitei (Rio pearlfish) is the source of this 1758-nucleotide messenger RNA. RefSeq names its product interleukin-1 receptor accessory protein-like 1. The transcript is spliced from 7 exons. Gene Ontology annotation, biological process: signal transduction; negative regulation of exocytosis. The record is from RefSeq and is a predicted model, not a curated record. Lineage: Eukaryota; Metazoa; Chordata; Actinopteri; Cyprinodontiformes; Rivulidae. The coding region runs from base 185 to 1534 and encodes 449 amino acids.
GAGGGAUACCAUAGAAAGAAGAAAAGACGUUCUGUCCAUCAAGGAAGUGAGGGAAGACGACAUUGGGAAUUACACUUGUGAGCUGCCGUUUGGGAAUUUUGUUGUACGGAGGACAACCAAGCUGUCAGUCACAGCUCCACUGACCGACAAGCCGCCAAAAAUCCUCUUCCCUUCAGAAAGCCAAAUGAGCGUCGUGGAGAUGGCACUAGGAAGUCCCGUCAACCUGACAUGCAGAGCUUUCUUUGGCUACAUCGGAGACGUCAGUCCACUUAUCUACUGGAUGAAAGGGGAUAAGUUUAUCGAAGAUCUUGACGAGGAGCGCGUCCAAGAGAGCGACAUCAAGACGAUCCGGGAGCACCUGGGGGAGCAGGAGGUCUCCAUCUCCCUGACCAUCGACGCCCUGGAGGAGAACGAUCUGGGGAACUACUCCUGCUACGUGGAGAACAUCAACGGGCGGCGGCAGGCGAACAUUCAGCUCGCAAAGAAAGCAGAGCUGAUGUACACGGUGGAGCUGGCCGGAGGUCUGGGAGCCAUCCUGCUGCUGCUCGUCUGCCUCGUCACGCUCUACAAGUGCUACCGCAUCGAGCUCAUGCUCUUCUACAGGAACCACUUCGGCAGCGAAGAUAUCGACGGAGACAACAAGGACUACGACGCCUACCUGUCCUACACCAAAGUGGACCCGGACCAGUGGAGCCAGGAGACCAGAGAGGAGGAGCGCUUUGCCCUGGAGAUCCUCCCCGAUGUCCUGGAGAAGCAUUAUGGGUAUAAACUCUUCAUUCCAGACAGGGACUUGAUCCCAACAGGAACCUACAUCGAGGACGUGGCUCGCUGCGUGGACCAGAGCAAGCGCCUCAUCAUCGUCAUGACGCCCAGCUACGUGGUGCGGAGGGGGUGGAGCAUCUUUGAGCUGGAGACGCGGCUGCGCAACAUGCUGGUGACCGGCGAGAUCAAAGUCAUCCUGAUCGAGUGCGCCGAGCUGCGCGGCAUCAUGAACUACCAGGAGGUGGAGGCCCUCAAACACACCAUCAAAACGCUGACGGUCAUCAAGUGGCGCGGGACGUCCAGCAACAAGCUCAACUCCAAGUUCUGGAAGCAGCUGCUCUACGAGAUGCCCUUCAAGCGCAUGGAGCCCCUGAGCAUCUCCCACGAGCAGGUGCUGGACGUCAGUGAGCAGGGCCCCUUCGGCGAGCUCCAGACUGUCUCCGCCAUCUCCAUGGCCGCGGCCACCUCCACCGCCAUGGCGACGGCGCACCCGGACUUGCGCUCGACCUUUCACAACUCUUGCCACACCCAGAUGAGGCAGAAACACUAUUACCGUAGCUAUGACUACGACCUGCCACCCGGCGGCACGCUGCCGCCGCUCUCCUCUCUGGGCAACCAGCACACCUACUGCAACAUCCCCAUGACGCUCAUCAACGGGCAGCGGCAGCAGGCCAAGUCGCCGCGCCAGCAGAGCCUGGAGGAAGCCCACGGCAACAACGCCAUGUUGCCGCUGCUGCCCAGGGAAACCAGCAUCUCCAGCGUCAUCUGGUGACAAAGGCGACGCCGGGCAGGGUGGACAGUGGCUCGGAGCGGCGUCCAUCACGGGGAAGACUCGGACCCUGAAUGCACCGGAGCCGAGUGGACGGUUGGCACUAAGGAACUUUCUGCUGUUCAAUUUGCACGAGGAAACAACAGGGGAAGAACGGACGCACCUGAUCUGGGAGAGGAGCUCGUUAAAAAAAGUUUUUCUGUUCCAAUACAAGCUUUUAUUAAAAC